Diospyros lotus (date-plum) is the source of this 1350-nucleotide messenger RNA. Its product is annotated as L10-interacting MYB domain-containing protein-like. Bases 267 to 1229 code for a protein of 320 amino acids. NCBI's taxonomy places the organism in Eukaryota, Viridiplantae, Streptophyta, Magnoliopsida, Ericales, Ebenaceae. The transcript is spliced from 3 exons. The record is from RefSeq and is a predicted model, not a curated record.
CAGUAGAGGCACGAAUCCCUGAAAAAAGCUCUGCCUCCUUCCUUUUUCCCUCUUUUCUUCUUCUUCUUCUUCCACCGAUUGCUUCCAGUUCGAUCGCCCUCCCUGCCGUCUGCUUCCAGUCCGAUUGCUUCAUCGCCCUCACCGCCGUCUGCUUCCAGUCCUUCUCGGCCCUCUCGCUUCGGUGCUCCCUCGGUUCCAGUCGUUCCUUCUCCGCCCUCCGCCGUCUGUUCCGGUUCUCCCUGGCUGCCGGUCGUCUCUUCCCUUCUAUGGAUAAAGGAAAGAAACGAAUGAACUAUGCUUUCAAUACGAGACAACCCUCUGCUAAGUGGGAUGACCACACACAUCUACAAUUUAUAGAGCUAGUAGAACAAGAGAUUCAGAAGGGAAAUAGGCCAGGAUCAUUUAUAAAUAAGGAUGGGUGGAAAAAUUUGAUCAAAACUUUUAAUGAAAUAACAGGGAGGUGUUAUGACAACAAACAAUUGAAAAAUCACUGGGAUUCUAUGAAAAAAGAAUGGACAUUUUUUAAGCAAAUAAUGCGAGGCGAGUCAGGUUUGGGGUGGGAUGAAACAAAGAAGACUGUUGUGGCAGAUAAUGCUUGGUGGGAGCAGAAAAUUAAGGAAAAUGAAAAUUAUCGAAAAUUCAAGAACAAAGACUUGUCCAUCAUAUGGUUUCGCUACGAUGGCUUGUUCUCUGAUAUUGCAGCAACUGGGGAAGGAGCACGAGUUCCAAGUCAAUAUGAACCUCUAACUCAACUAUCGAGUACUAAUAAAGAUGAUGAUGUAAUUGAAAACACUGAGGAUAUAAAUAACCUUGGAGAGCCAUUCAUUAGGGAUCAAAGCCCCAAUGAUGCCACAACUGGUGACGAUUUGUUUGUAGAACCAAUCGGGCAACAAGAGAGACCAUUGACCACUAAAAGGGGUAGGAAGGAAAAGAUGUCGAGUGCUGCUAUGUUGAGGACAAAUAUUGAAGAUUUAAUGCAACUAUACUCCAAGAGCACAAAUACUUCGAACUCUGUUGCAGGACCAGAUGCGGAGAGCAUUCCAAAAUGCAUGGAGAUAUUGCAGCAUCUCCCCAUUCAGGUUGGGUGUAGGUUGUGGAAUUAUGCUUGCACCAUUUUUACCAAGCCCCCGAAUCGAACUGUCUUCAUAAAUCAACCAUCCGACGAGGCAAGAUUUGCUUGGUUGGACUACCUGCAUCAGUUGUUUGAGGAACAUCGGCCUCCACCAUGAACAUUUUCUUUAAUAUGUUAGAACUAAUUUAAUUUAUGUUUGAAUACUGUUGAGACUAUUGUUGAGCGUGUUUUAUGUUGAACGUUGUUUAUUAUUGAACAUGUUGGAUUAUUUUCUUUAA